Microcebus murinus (gray mouse lemur) is the source of this 1819-nucleotide messenger RNA. The record is from RefSeq and is a predicted model, not a curated record. NCBI's taxonomy places the organism in Eukaryota, Metazoa, Chordata, Mammalia, Primates, Cheirogaleidae.
AAGAAUGUCUGCUGGCACUCUGCAACAUAUGACAAGGACAACAGUUGCUCUUUCUGCUUUCAGAGGAAUUCCUUAGUGAGUACAGAGGUACUCAGAGCCCAAGAAGAAUGGGAAGCUGUGGAGACCAUCCAGCCAGAGACAGGGAGCCGGGCCAGCUCUGCACAGGCUGGGCAGCUAAUCUCCUUCAGCGAGGCCCUGCAGCACUUCCAGACUGUGGACCUCUCCUCCUUCAAGAAAAGAAUCCAGCCAACUAUUCGAAGGACCGGGCUUGCUGCUCUCCGGCACUACCUCUUCGGGCCUCCAAAGCUCCACCAGGGCCUUCAGGAAGAAAGGGACUUCGUGCUGACCAUUGCUCAGUGUGGCCUGGAUAGCCAAGACCCAGUGCACGGCCGAGUCCUCCAGACCAUCUACAAGAAGCUGACCGGCUCCAAGUUUGACUGCGCCCUCCACGGAGACCACUGGGAGGACCUGGGCUUUCAGGGAGCAAAUCCAGGCACAGACCUCAGAGGGGCAGGCUUCCUCGCCCUCCUGCACCUGCUCUACCUGGUGAUGGACUCAAAGACCUUGCUGUUGGCGCAGGAGAUUUUCCGCUUGUCUCGUCACCACAUCCAGCAAUUCCCUUUCUGUCUGAUGUCCGUGAACAUCACCCGCAUCACCAUCCAGGCCUUGAGAGAGGAGUGUCUCUCCAGGGAGUGUAAUCGGCAGCAGAAGGUCAUCCCAGUAGUGAACAGCUUCUACGCUGCCACUUUCCUCCACCUUGCACACGUCUGGAGGACCCAGCAGAAGACCAUCUCAGACUCAGGCUUUGUUCUCAAAGACUUGGAAGUGUUAGCCAAGAAGAGCCCUCGGCGGCUGCUCAAGACCCUGGAGAUCUACUUGGCUGGCGUGUCUAAGGGACAGGCCUCCUUGUUGGGGGCAAAGAAGUGCUGUGGGCCACAAGCCCCUUACUCCAAGGACCUCACCUUCACAGGUGUCUGUGACCUGCAACCUCAUUCAUCUGAAGGCACAUGGCUGAUCUGACUAUCCCAGAGACUGACUGAUAGACCUAAAGGCUGGGCUGUACCCAGAGGUGCAUGGCCAACCAUGUCAGGAGCACCCUGGCUGAGCCAGGCCCCUUCCUGUCUCAGCAGGUGGGAUGUAGGAAGUUCCUGGGCCAAGUACCCUUCACUCACUGCCAUGAGGCAUUGGGGCAGGUUGGCUUGACCCCCACCCUGCAGACCGGCCUCCAGAGCAAAGAGAAUCUCACCUUAGUCUCAGCUGGGCUGCAGUCUACAGGGUUGGGUACCAGGUUAUUUCAAUGUGAGUGAAUGGAUCAUGAGGUGGGACCGCCCCAUGUGGAUCUGUGGAUAUUCUGUACAAGCCCACGUGGGAAGGAGAUGCCCAAGUAGAGGCAGCCAGAAUUCUGACUCCCUGGCAGCAGGGCUCUCUGCCAGGUGUCUAUGAAGUUAGGACUCGAAGGAGGGAGACAGCAGUGGCAGCCGACAGGGGGCAGCAUGACCUAGAGCAAGCUGCCUGGGACCUCAUCUGGGAGGAGGGGCUUCCUCUUCUCCAUCCACCAGGCGGGUCAGGGCCCCUGGGGGUUUCUGGCCUUUCACUUACCCUACACUCUUCUUCCCAGUCCCUCCCCUCCAUUGUUUACCAUCUAGAAAUGGGCAUUUGGCUAGGCAUGUCCCAUGGCUGCCCUAUCCUCACCGCCGGUAAGUUGGGACUUCCUUCUGUAGAGGCUGUACAUGUCCUGUGAUGGUUUUCUGGCCUGGCUGAGUGAAGUAGGAAAUUCACACACCAGCAGUUUUCAACUAAAGGAAUUGUUCUAGUUUAA